AUGCCCCGCCCGGCAUCCUCCCUCUCAUCGCGUCCCCUAUCUUCCUCCGCCAACCACCAUAAUCUCGACAUUGAUAUCGACACAGACGCAGAGAUCGGCCUAACCGCCCAAGAUAAUAACAAUGGCGUCGCCGCAAACAUCGCAACAGGGACCUCAACUGACCCGACGACCAAUCCCCUCCUCCGCGAAAACCCCCUCCUUUCCCCGCUGGAACAAGAACUCUCUGACUCCCUCUCUCACCUCUCUAUCUGCCCCGCUGCGGAGACGCUCGAUGCCCUACGCCUCCUAGAACGAAAAACGGCAACGGUGUGCACGCUGCUCAAGGCGAGUGUAUAUAGUAUUGUGUUGCAGCAGCAGAUUUACAAUGGGGAGGAUGGGGUGGGAGGUAGCGGGGAAGGGCAUGAGCCCGAGCUUGGUCAUGAGCAGCAGCAGCAGCAGCAGCAGCAGCAGCAGCAUCACCAUUAUGGCGAGGAGGGGCGUUAUAGUGGGUAUAGCGAAGGGGAUUAA
Messenger RNA from Histoplasma mississippiense, 507 nucleotides. RefSeq lists its product with no specific name. Gene Ontology annotation, biological process: attachment of spindle microtubules to kinetochore. The coding region runs from base 1 to 507 and encodes 168 amino acids. The record is from RefSeq and is a predicted model, not a curated record. Lineage: Eukaryota; Fungi; Ascomycota; Eurotiomycetes; Onygenales; Ajellomycetaceae. The transcript has 2 exons. Gene Ontology annotation, cellular component: mitotic spindle; DASH complex.